ACAGGGCAUGGGUUGAUUGGGUUCAGACUGAGCUCUCACAAUGAAUUUGGAUAUGACGAAUAAAACAUGUGCAACAAAAAAGAAGCAAGUGGAGGAGAGAGGACACUGGGGCAGUAAGGUGGAGUUCCUCCUGGCUGUGGCGGGAAAUGUUGUCGGCCUGGGCAAUGUGUGGAGGUUUCCGUACCUCUGCUACAAAAAUGGAGGGGGUGCCUUCCUGGUGCCAUAUCUGGUUUUUGUGGUGACCUGUGGCAUUCCCCUGUUCCUGCUGGAGACUACUAUAGGCCAGUACACCCAGGAGGGGGGCAUCACCUGCUGGAGGAAGCUGUGCCCACUGGCAGAAGGUAUCGGUUAUGGUGGGCAGCUGAUCCUCCUCUACAGCUGCAUGACCUACAUCAUUAUUCUGUCCUGGGCUCUGCUCUACCUGGUGUUCUCCUUCAGCUCACAGCUGCCCUGGGCCAGCUGCAACAAUGACUGGAACACCGAUAACUGUGUUGAGUUUUCCACACGAAAUGAAUCUUUUCAAUGGACCAACCGGACCAACACAACCUCUGCUGCCACAGAGUUCUGGGAACGACGGGUGCUGAAUAUCUCAGGGGGGAUUGAGCAGAUAGGCAGCAUCAGGUGGGAGGUGCUGCUGUGCGUGAUUACAAUGUGGAUCACAUGCUACUUCUGUAUCUGGAAAGGGGUCAGGUCUACCGGAAAGGUGGUUUAUUUCACUGCUACCUUCCCCUAUGUGAUGUUGGUCAUUCUUUUGAUCCGUGGACUCUCUCUUCCUGGGGCUCAACAAGGAAUACUUUUUUACCUUCUGCCCGAACCCUCACGACUUGCAGACCCUCAGGUCUGGAUGGAGGCUGGGGCUCAGAUCUUCUUCUCAUACAGCGUGGGUGUGGGCUCCUUAACUGUGCUCGGCAGCUACAACAAAUACAACAACAACUGCUAUAAAGACUGUCUGUGGCUGUGUCUUCUAAACAGUGGAACCAGUGUAGUAGCUGGGUUUGCAGUCUUCUCUGUGCUGGGGUUCAUGGCACACGAGCAGGGCGUUCCCAUUGCAGAAGUGGCCGAGUCAGGUCCGGGCUUGGCGUUCAUUGCGUACCCUCAGGCUGUAGCCAUGAUGCCUCUGCCCCAACUGUGGUCCAUCUGUUUCUUUGUCAUGCUCAUCCUCUUGGGUCUGGACACACAAUUUGUUGCCAUGGAGGUGGUGAUGACGUCCAUCAUAGACAUGUUUCCCUCAGUAAUGCGCAGGGUAGGCCGGCGGGAACGUUUCCUCCUCCUCUUCUGCCUCACGUGCUUCUUCUCUCAGCUUGUCAUGAUCACUGAGGGAGGGAUGUAUGUGUUCCAGAUGUUUGACUACUACGCUUGUAAUGGCGCCUGCAUCCUCUUCCUGUGUGUGUUUGAAACCCUGGCACUGGGAUGGGUAUUUGGAGCAGAUCGCUUGUAUGGCAUCAUAAAGGACAUGACAGGCAUGCAAGCCAACCCGUUCUUUAAAUUCUGCUGGCUGUACAUCACACCAAUGAUCUCACUGGGCACUUUCAUUUGUUCUCUAGUGGAGUACCAGCCGCUGACCUUCAAUCGCUGGUACGUGUACCCUACCUGGGCCUACGUAUUGGGCUGGGUCCUGGCCCUCUCCUCCAUCCUGCUCGUGCCGGGAUGGGCGCUGUAUAAACUGGCAAAGGGGACUGGGAACCUCAGUCAGCGUUUCCAUCAUUUGUGCCAACCUGAUCCUGACUUCACAAUGACCCAGAAGAGUGAAACUGAGUUGCAGCCCAUCAGAGAGGAAGAACUGCAACAGAUCACUGCUAACCCUAACCCUAACCCUCUUUUUCAACUGCAUUAAGUGUCCUUAAAAACUAAGAUUGAGCAGGUGGACUUUAGUCUUAAAUCCUUUUUUGUAUCAAAAUGUUGUUGAAUAGCUAUCAUAGUGUUGUUGAAUGGUUAAUAAAGUU
Eleginops maclovinus (Patagonian blennie) is the source of this 1943-nucleotide messenger RNA. Its product is annotated as sodium- and chloride-dependent GABA transporter 2-like. The record is from RefSeq and is a predicted model, not a curated record. Bases 41 to 1834 code for a protein of 597 amino acids. Gene Ontology annotation, biological process: sodium ion transmembrane transport. The transcript has 14 exons. Gene Ontology annotation, cellular component: plasma membrane. Gene Ontology annotation, molecular function: gamma-aminobutyric acid:sodium:chloride symporter activity. NCBI's taxonomy places the organism in Eukaryota, Metazoa, Chordata, Actinopteri, Perciformes, Eleginopidae.